CGGCCGUGUUGUUGCUUCUUGCCCCUGAUGGCUCUGUCUUCAGCCAGUCCUCUGGACAUCACGAGCAUCACAGAACAGAGAAAUGAAUCAGAUCCAAUUGGCAGUCCUAACAUCACAGUGAACUCACCAGUUGAAAUGGAUCCUCGUCUUGUGACUGUGGCUAUGUUCAGACAGCGGAGGGAGGUUCAAUCCCCCAUCGUCAUGCCAGAUGGAGACUCUUUCCUGGAAUGGGUGACCUGGAAGAACUCUCUCCCAAACAAUUCAGUUUCCUUUUACAAUGAUUAUGUUGGUCGUACUGAUUAUGUCUGCAAAUACAACCGUCAUGCUGGUUUUUAUUCCCCUAGUUCGGGUACUUACUGCCACUAUGCCGACGCAGGGACAGAAUAUACUGGUUACCCGUUUGAGAUUCUGGUGAACAAAGACAACUUUGAGAUCCUGGAGUGGAAGGAUGAUUCAUAUGGUUCAGUGCCCAAGAAUUCAGUGAUAACCAGCCCUGGAGAGAACAUAUAUGUAGGGAAGAACAAAUAUGGACUUGGUAAGGUUGAUACUCAUUACAAGCGCCUCUACUUGCCUUGGAAGGGUUAUGAAUAUUCAUACAAUGGCUACCAGGUCCUGACUAUCAGUGAGAAUAUAGUCAGACAGCAGAUUGACAAUGUCAGAUACAUCGCUGAUGAAUUAGAUAAGUUCAAAUAUCCCACAGAGAUCAUGCGUGUGUCCACCCUCAAGAACCUUGAAUCCCACCCAGCGGUGAGGACAGACACCCUCUCACAGACGUAUCAGGUGACUCAAAGGUGGGACUUCAGUUUUUCUAUCACAGCUGGGGUUAAAACAACCUUCACAGUCGGUGUCCCCUUCAUUGCUGAAGGAGGUAUUGAGAUCAGCUUUGAAACAACAUUCCAGUACUCCAUGGGUAACACUGUGACAGAAAGUGUCACUGAUACUGUUACUGUGCAGCUCACAGCCCCUCCUAACACAUCCUGCUCCGUUAAUAUGAUGCGACAUAAGAACAAGCUCACCAUCCCGUUCACUGCACGCCUCAGACGCACCUAUGGUAACGGGGAGAUCCACACCACGUCCAUCACUGGGACGUAUAGUGGUGUUCAGGUUGGAAAAGUUGAGGUGGUGCAUGAUAAAUGUGAACCUCUAGACAUCUCAAACCAUGAGCAUGAAAUGUAAAGUCCAACAUUAUGAUUGAAAUUAUUUAUCUGCAUGUUUGAUUAACUUCCACUUUUUAACAAUGAUGACACUUUGGCCCAAAGACAAAUAAAAGCAGUCUCAUAAACUGAAUAUGAUUAUAGAUCUGUGCCUAUACC
Molecule: messenger RNA, 1313 nt
Organism: Labrus mixtus (cuckoo wrasse)
Lineage: Eukaryota; Metazoa; Chordata; Actinopteri; Labriformes; Labridae
Product: natterin-3-like
Exons: 2
Coding region: 28-1176 (382 amino acids)
Source: RefSeq, a predicted model, not a curated record